Molecule: messenger RNA, 1067 nt
Organism: Salvia miltiorrhiza (redroot sage)
Lineage: Eukaryota; Viridiplantae; Streptophyta; Magnoliopsida; Lamiales; Lamiaceae
Exons: 6
Coding region: 315-704 (129 amino acids)
Source: RefSeq, a predicted model, not a curated record
AACACAUUUAAUUUCUUUUGAGUUUUGUGUACCAAACAUGAUAUAAAUUCAAUUUCUUAAUACUUUACCAAAAAAAAAAAAAUCAAUUUCUUAAUACAAUCAUUAUUCCGGUUUCAAAAAAAAAAAAAAAUACAAUCAUUAUUCCUUUGCUAAACUUAUUCGUCUUCAACCAAACCCCAAAACCCCAAAACAACUAACCUAGUCAAAACCCUACGCCAAAUUCGUGCAGUUGUGGUGAAUAUACGUACAAUUUCUGUAUGUUUUUUUUUUAGGCUUUUGUAUUAUACACUGCAAUCAGAAAUUGAGCUGCAGUGAUGGCGGAGCUAAAUCCUAAUCGCAGUGGCGGAAAAGCUGAUUAUCGAUUCCUACGGUGCCCGCAUUGCGCCGGCCCUCUUACUAAGGAGAUGGAAACCUGCAAGUGGACUGUUCCGCCAAUCGUUAGGGACAGUUUCUCUAUGAUAGGAUCGGCGGUUGGCGGGACAGCCGGCGCUUUCUACGGCUUUAACCGCACUAUGCCAAUUGUUAGGAGGUGGAUUAGAGGGCCUAUGUGGUUGCAUUUCUUCAUUGGUACCCCACCUGUCAUUAUUUUCUCAUCAGGAUGUGGUGGGCUAGCAGGUGGUUCAAUUCCAGCUCUGGCUCAACUUGCAUCUUCAACUUAUCACGCUUUUUUGUCCACGCCACCACCUCCAUCUUCAUCAUCGUAGAAUCUGGAAGCUACUAUUUGUGGACUCUUUCGUCUUUAUUACUGGUUCUUGUUGGUGGGAGAACAGUUUGGGUUUGCUAGGGCAGAGGAUUGCUAAUAUGAAAUCUGGCCGCAUGCCUUUGAUUAUAGCUUGGCUAGUUUUGGGGAUCAUAUGCAUCACAUCAACUACCAACCGGUGUGCAGUGUCAUUUGUAAUUCCUGCAAUGGCAUUCAAAAUGUAUCUUAUACUUGUAAAAUAGUAGCAAGCUGAUGUAUCUUCUAUAUGCAAACAUUUGUCGGCUCAUAUAGGCCGAUCUGAGAACAUGAGCUGGUAUUGUAAAUUUUGGAUGUCAUAUAUUCAUUGAAGGAAAUACAGUUGCUAGAA